AUGAUUUUAAGCUUAUUGAUUUUAUAACAAUACUUCCGAUACACAAAUACAAAGUGCAGUAUUAAAUUUACAAUGUUAAGCUACUCUGAAUGAUGAGCACCAUUUUGAGUUGUCAAUAGGUGAACGAUUUGAUUUAAAUAUGAAUGACAAUUUUAUUGGUGGCAAUUUGAGAUUUUCAUUAGUGGGUUCUCAUAGUAGAUAAUUUACUGUAUAAUAACGUUUGCAUUUAGUUGGAAUACAACCACUCAUUGAAGAUUAUGUAACUAUUAAAUAAUGGGGAGAACUCUUAGCCUUAUUGUAAGGAACUUAGCAAUAAUAUUACAUCCAAUAUGGAAUGUGUGAUUUUUAAAAAGCUCCAAUAUUUGAGAACAUAAUUCAAUUAUUACCUAGAAGAAAUUGUGUUGAUCUUACAUAAGAUAGUCUUUCUUCAUUUAUAGUUUUAUGUGUAGAAGAAACUCAUUAUUAUUUAUAAUAUGUCUAAAUAUAUGGAUAAAUUUAAGAAUUCUAGUAUUAAAUGAAAUAGAAAUUCAAGAACUUCAUUAUUAAUAUAAUAAAUGACAUUGUGAUAGUCAUUUAAAUUGCAGAAGAAUGCAUUAUUGAUACUUAUUAUAAGAAAAAAUCAGGUAUGCAAUUAAAUGCAUAAACAUUAUCUGAAUUGAUGAUGUAACAGAUCUCAAACUUAUCAAUUAAUGAUAUUACUAUCAAAGCUAAUUAGAUUAUUAUUGCACAUCAACUUAAUUUUAUUGUUUAUUUAACUGUUGAAAUUGAAAAUGAUUAACCUAUUUUUAUUUUAAUAAAAUCAUUCGUUUUUGAAUAAAAUUUCCUAAAAAUUAGUGCUUACUUAGAUAACUUUUUAAAUCUUAUAGUUGUUGCCCUUAUACCAGAAAAUAGAUUGUAUUUUAUAGAAACGAAUAAAUAAUAUUAAUUAGAUUAUAAAAUUAAUAUUAAAUAAGCAAAUUUGUAAGUAUCUUCAACAUAUUGUUCCAUUCAUGAUGGUAAGAAUCUCAUCAUUUAUAAAUUCAGUGAUUAUUUAAAAACAUUAAUGUUUUAUGAAGAAAUUGAUCUAAUUUAGUAUAUAUUUAAUCCAGAUUUAAAUGAUUUGAUAAUUGUUUAAGAAAAAUAAAUUUCUAGAUUCAUAUUAUCAGAUGGUUAUUUAAUUUUGAUACCACCAAAAGAGAUUAUAAAGACUCCAGUAGAAUUUUCAGUUGUAGCUAGUAGUGAUUUAAUGGAAUGUGAAGCAAGAGUCUCUUAUAUUGUUACAAGUAGUAUAAAUUCACAAUUACUUAAACCUUAUUCUUAUCCAAAUCCAUAUCCUAAUAUUAUAUUCUUUCCUAAAUUCCCCUCUAUUUAUAGUUUAAAUUAAAUAUCAAUAUCAGGUCCAAAUUAAAAAAUGCUUGUAACAGUUAAAGAAAAUGAUUGGUAAUUAAUUAACAUCAUCACUGAUUAUAAAAAGAUUAUACCAAUUUAAGGAUUAAAUAAAAAACAAUUAAAAUUAACUAGCAUUAAUAUUGAAAUAAAUAAACUUAUUAAUUCUAAGAUACAUUUUUUAUUAUAAUAUUAUGAAAAUUAACAAUUAUAAACUGAAUUUUUAUCAUGUGAAUUUAAUAAACAAUAAUUGAAGAUUAAUUGUGAUAAAGAAUAUAUAAUAGAUAUUGAUAAUGUAAUAAAUCAAGAUUAAAUAUUUUAUAAUUAUAAUAUGGAAAAAAAUGAAGUAUAUAUAUAUGUGGUAAAUGUGAAUGAAAUAAUAAUAUACAAAUGGUUUAUUAAUUAAUUGAAUUAAGUGAAUAAAAUAAUGUUAUUUAAUGAGAAUAAUUAGGAAAUGUAAUUGACAAUCUCAUAGAUACUUUAAAUUAAUAAUCUUUUGGUGAUUUUAAGAGGAUAAUGUGUAUAUCUAUAUUAAUUAUUGGGAGAUGCUUAAUUUAGAAUAGAUUAGUAAUUUUUAUAAAAAAAGAAUUAUUUGAAUUAAUUUAAACCUAGUUAAGUUAAAGUUAGUUAAAUUUGGAAUUUAAUUUUUAUUGUUAAUGGAUGUGAUAUACUUGUUAUUUAAUGUUAUGAGACUUGUGAUUUGGUAAAUAAAAUAGUGAUUGAAAAUGCUAUGAGUUUAAUUAUUUAGAUUCAAUUAGAUAAAGUAUUAAUUGUAUUGGCUGAAAUAGAAUCAGAAUUAUCUUUAAUGGAAUAUUUGAUAAAAGAUCCUCAUUAUAUAGUAUUUCAAAAGAAAUUUGAAUCAUAUCAUUUUUGGAUUUAAAAAUAAAUGUUGAAUAAUUAUUAAGAUGAUGUAUUUUAUGUUUAUGCUUAUAGUCCAGUAUUAAAAUAAAGAGUAAUUUUGAUUUAUAAAGUGUUGGUUGAAUUAAGAGAUUCUUUAUUGACUAUGAUUAAUAUAAGUGAGGAUAAUUAAUAAUCAUUAUGUUCAGUAAGUGGUAUGAAUGAAAAAUUAAUGUACAUUCAUAUGGAUAAAUAAGAUAUAAUAUAUUUACUUACAAAUGAUUUACGAUCAACAAUCAAUGUUGAUAAUAAAUUAGAUAAUUUAUUUAUUCAUACAUUAUAAGUUGAAUCCUCUUUUUUUAAUAUUGAUUAUCCACUCUAAUAAAAAUAUCAAUAGACUAUUAAAUUUGUAGAUUUAAAAACUAUUAUUUAUAAAAAGAAUGAUUUAAUAGAAUUAAAAAUAACAGAAGAUACAAAAAUACCUAUAGAUACAUCAUUUUUUACUGGUUUAAUAACUAAUUUAAAAGCUGAUAAUGCAUUAUUAUAAAUUCAGAAAUCUGUUGAAUUGACAGAUACAAAACGUAUAUUUAAAUCAGAUGUUAUUAAUUCUUGUUAAAUUGAUUAAAUUACUGUUAUAUUAACUCUUAAUAGUAUUUAAUUUGUAUACUUUAAUUUAAUCGAUUAUUAUGAAUCAUUAGAUAUUACUGAUUUAAAGGCUGAACUUGGGAAUGUUUUUUGUAGUUCUUAAAUAAGCAAUUUAAUUGCCUUCAGAUAUUUUAAUAUUUCUGGUUAAUAUAUAUAAUUUAUUUAAUGUACUUAAUAAAAAUGUUUGAAAUAAGGAAAUCCUUAAUUUAUGAAAGAGGAUGAAUAUAUUUUUACAUUAAUGAUUAUCAAUUCUACAUUAAUUACUCUUAGUAAAGAUCCAAAAUAUAAUUAAACUUUAUUAAAUAUUUAUGAUAUUAAAAAGAAUGAAUUUUAGAUCUCAUUAUACCUAGUAGACAAGAUUGACAAAUAAAAAGCAAAUCAAGACUUUAAUAUAAAGUAUAUUAGUAUGCAAUCAUAUUAAGUAAAUGGAAUUAUGAUAUACAAAUUAUUUUUAACUGAAAAUAAUAAUGGUCUAUUAUAUGUUGAUUUGGCUUAAGAAAAGUAUAUGACAAUCAAAUCUAAUGUGAUAAAUCUUAAUUUGUAGACUCUUCUAUAAAGUAAUGGAUUAUUUGAAGUAGAUGAUUAACUCUAUCUAAGUACUCUAUCCACUUAAGAUCCAAAAGACUUUCAUAUAGAAGGUUAUACUGAAUUUUAUCUUCUUAUUAUAACAACUAAUUCCCUUCAUUAUGGAUUAAUUGUACAAUUCAGAGGAUCAAAAUUAUCUGACACCACUAUAGCCUAUCUGUUACAUACUCAUUAAUUAUGGUCUGUAGUUUCCUUCACUUAAGUUAAAUAAUCUUAUUUAGCACUUGGAUAUCUUGUGCCUGAUAAAGAAGGAUUGAUGAUUGCUAUUUACAAAAUACCAACUACAAUAUCUACUAAUUUAAAAUUGAGUCCCAUUUUGGUUCAUGGUGCAAUUACUACAUUACUUGAUAGAAAUCUAAAUUUAUUGAUGUAUUUACUAGAAAAUGAUGGAUAAGAUGUUUUCCUUUAUUUUAAAGAUAAGGAUUCAUUCACAAUAUUUUAAGCCAAAAUUUUUAAUGAUUCUUAUUUAAUUAUCAAUAGUAGUGUAAAGAAUCAUGAAUUUACUUUAGUGGCAAGUAAUUAUUAUUAUGAGAAUUCAAUAUAAAUAUUAAUUUAGAAUUAAGUAAAGAAAGGAGGAUUUGGAGUUGUAGUAAGAUAUUGAUUAUUAAUUUUAGAUGGUUCUUUUGAUACUAAUUGUUUGUAUAUUAGUAUUAGCUUUAUUGGCUUACUUGUUUUUUAAGAUUCGCUCUAAAGAUUAAGUAGUUGAUUCAAUUACUUUAUUAGAAUGA
Paramecium pentaurelia is the source of this 4160-nucleotide messenger RNA. Lineage: Eukaryota; Ciliophora; Oligohymenophorea; Peniculida; Parameciidae. The record is from the annotation of a GenBank genome assembly.